Molecule: messenger RNA, 1065 nt
Organism: Postia placenta MAD-698-R-SB12
Lineage: Eukaryota; Fungi; Basidiomycota; Agaricomycetes; Polyporales; Adustoporiaceae
Exons: 7
Coding region: 1-1065 (354 amino acids)
Biological process (GO): G protein-coupled receptor signaling pathway
Cellular component (GO): heterotrimeric G-protein complex
Molecular function (GO): G protein-coupled receptor binding; GTP binding; GTPase activity
Source: RefSeq, a predicted model, not a curated record
AUGGGUUGUGUACAGUCGUCUGGCAUUGACGAUGAAGCAAAAGCCCGCAAUGACGAGAUUGAGAGCCAGCUCAAGCGGGACCGCAUGAUGGCAAAGAAUGAGAUCAAAAUGCUACUGCUGGGAGCUGGAGAAUCGGGCAAGUCAACCGUGCUCAAGCAAAUGAAGCUCAUUCACCACGGCGGGUACAGUGAAGUAGAGCGGGACUCGUACAAAGAAAUCAUCUAUUCGAAUACCAUCCAGUCUAUGCGUGCCAUUCUGGAGGCGCUACCCGUCCUCGAUAUCCAGCUUUCGCCACAGAACGACGCACGGCGGUCCAUUAUUCUCUCGCUACCAGUGCAGAUCGAGGGCGAUGUGCUGGCACCUGACAUUGCCGACGCGGUACGCGGGCUCUGGGUGGACCCCGGUGUGAAGGAAGCCGUGAGCCGCUCGCGCGAGUUCCAGCUGAACGAUUCGGCUGUGUACUAUUUCAACUCGAUGGACCGUAUGUCAUCGCCAAGCUACCUGCCGACGGACCAGGACAUCCUGCGCUCGCGUGUAAAGACGACCGGCAUCACUGAGACGACGUUCAAGGUCGGCGAACUGACGUACAAGCUGUUCGAUGUUGGUGGGCAACGGUCAGAACGGAAGAAGUGGAUUCACUGCUUCGAGAACGUGACGGCACUGGUAUUCCUGGUCAGUCUCAGCGAGUACGACCAGAUGCUGUACGAAGAUGAGAGCGUCAACCGUAUGCAAGAGGCGCUCACACUAUUUGACUCGAUUUGCAACUCGCGGUGGUUCGUGAAGACUUCCAUUAUCCUGUUCCUCAACAAGAUCGAUUUGUUUGCAGACAAGCUGCCCAGAUCACCACUUGGCGACUACUUCCCUGACUUCACGGGCGGUGACAACUACGACGCCGCCUGCGACUACCUGCUCCACCGUUUCGUGUCGCUCAAUCAGAGUGCUGCAACGAAACAGAUCUACGCACAUUACACAUGCGCGACGGACACUCAGCAGAUCAAAUUCGUCCUGAGCGCCAUCCAGGAUAUCCUUUUGCAAAUCCAUUUGCGGGAGUGUGGUCUCUUGUAG